AAGCCCAAAUAAGCCCACACCAAUUGGAGAUCUGCGAAACCCUAAAACUUAAAUCUUCAUCUUCGUUGUAAAAGCAACACACAUACAUUUCUGUUAGGGUUCUUCAUUGUCGCCGUAUCGCCGCUUGAAUUCGAAGUUCCACUAAUGGCUCCGAAGAAAGGCGUGAAGACUGUUGCAACUAAGAAGAAAACGGAGAAGGUGGUGAAUCCGUUGUUUGAGAAACGUCCAAAGCAGUUUGGAAUCGGUGGAGCUUUGCCUCCUAAAAAGGAUGUGCACAGAUUUGUAAGAUGGCCACAAGUUGUUCGAAUUCAGAGGAAGAGGAGGAUCCUCAAGCAGCGUUUGAAGGUUCCACCAGCUUUGAACCAGUUUACCAAGACCCUUGACAAAAAUCUUGCAACUACAUUGUUCAAGAUGCUACUCAAGUACAGGCCAGAGGAUAAAGCUGCAAAGAAAGAACGUCUUUUAAAAAGAGCGCAGGCUGAGUCAGAUGGGAAAACGGUUGAAGCUAAGAAACCAAUUGUUGUCAAGUAUGGUCUGAACCAUGUCACUUACCUAAUUGAGCAGAACAAGGCGCAACUGGUAAUAAUCGCCCAUGAUGUUGAUCCAAUUGAAUUGGUUGUCUGGCUUCCGGCACUCUGCAGAAAGAUGGAAAUCCCCUACUGUAUUGUGAAAGGGAAAUCACGAUUAGGAGCCAUUGUUCACCAGAAAACCGCUGCAGCACUGUGCUUGACUACGGUCAAGAACGAAGAUAAAAUGGAAUUCAGCCGGAUUUUGGAGGCUGUCAAGGCAAACUUCAAUGACAAGUAUGAAGAGUACAGGAAGAAGUGGGGUGGUGGAAUAAUGGGAUCAAAAUCACAAGCAAAGACCAAGGCAAAAGAGAGAGUUCUUGCCAAAGAGGCUGCUCAGAGAAUGAACUAGGCUGAAUUUGGUAAUAUUUUGAGAUUUUGAAACAUUUUGUUACUUUUUAAGAAUCUUGUUCUCCCUUUGGGAGGUCAAUACUCAUGUAUGCUUCUUAUUGUAUGUGUUUGGUUUUUGGUUCUGUGACAGUUGAUUCAAUUCCAGAAAAUUUUAACCAGUUUUACCUUCUGUAA
This is a messenger RNA of Helianthus annuus (common sunflower), 1091 nucleotides long. Its product is annotated as 60S ribosomal protein L7a-2. Gene Ontology annotation, biological process: ribosome biogenesis. The transcript has 7 exons. The record is from RefSeq and is a predicted model, not a curated record. Bases 145 to 918 code for a protein of 257 amino acids. Gene Ontology annotation, cellular component: ribonucleoprotein complex. NCBI's taxonomy places the organism in Eukaryota, Viridiplantae, Streptophyta, Magnoliopsida, Asterales, Asteraceae.